Phycomyces blakesleeanus NRRL 1555(-) is the source of this 1395-nucleotide messenger RNA. RefSeq lists its product as hypothetical. The coding region runs from base 1 to 1395 and encodes 464 amino acids. Lineage: Eukaryota; Fungi; Mucoromycota; Mucoromycetes; Mucorales; Phycomycetaceae. The transcript has 24 exons. The record is from RefSeq and is a predicted model, not a curated record.
AUGUCAAAACCAUUACACAGCAAAAAUGAAAUACUGAGGUCCAACACUGGUUUGACCAUCAAUCCAUCCAAAGCCUAUUCACGCUCAGAAACAAGAGAUAAACUGACAGGACUUACUAUAAUUCAAGGAGCAAAGUCAAGCAAUCAAGAACAGGUUUCCAUCCAGGGCCACAGGUACACCAAGACUCGAGGAGCAUAUGCUCAUUGUCUUUUGUAUGCUUCUAGUGCCUUCCGUCCAGGUCAAGCAUCAGGGAUCCGAUCAGAGUCCACGGUUAUCAGUAUCCAAUCCAUCCAGAAAAAGCAUCAAUGUUCUGAUCUCCCAGAAAUGGUCAUAGUGUCAGCCAUCCAGGUCAACUGUCAAGGACCCGAUUUCCCAGCAAUGGCCAUCGAUGUCAGGCGUCAAGGUUGCGAUCUUCCAGCCAAGUGUUCACUCAUCCAGGUCAAUCAGCAGGAUUCUGAUCUCCCGUCCAAGGUUAUAGCCAUCCAUGUCAAGCGUCCAGGUUCCGAUCUCCCAACCAUAUUUACAGCCAUCCGUGUCAAGCGUCAAGGACCCGAUCGCCCGUCCAUGGUUAUAGCAAUCCGUGUCAAGCGUCAAGAACCCGAUCCCCCGUCCAUGUCUCCAGUCAUCAAUGUGAAGCGGCAAGGACCCAAUCGCCCGUCAAUGUCUCCAGUUAUCCAGGACAAGCAUCACGGUUUCGAUCUCCCAGCUAUGUUCAAGUCUCCAGCCAUCCAGGACAAGCAUCAAGGUUCCGAUCUACCAGCUAUGUGUUCAGCCAUCCAGGUCAAGUGGCAAGGACCCGAUCGCCCGGCCAUGGGUAUAGCCAUCGAUAUCAGGCGUCAAGGUUCCGAUCUUCCAGCCAUGUGUUCAAUCAUCCAGGUCAAUCAACAGGAUUCUGAUCUCCCGUCAAUGUGUUCCGCCAAUCAUGUCAAGCGUCCAGGUUCCCAUCUCCCUGCCAUGUGUUCAGUCAUCCAGGUCAAGCAUCUAGGUUCUGAUCGCCAAUCCAUGUCUCCAGCCAUCCAGGUCAAGCAUCAAGGUUCUACUCGCCCGUCAAUGUGUUGGGCCAUCCAGGUCGAGCAUCAAGGACCCGAUCACCCGUCCAUGCCUCCAGUCAUUCAGAUCAAGCGUCAAGGACCUGAUCACCCCUCCAUGGUCAUAAUCGUCCAGGUCAAGCAUCAAGGUUCUGGUCUCCCCGCCAUGUCUCCAGCUAUCCGGAUCAAGCAUCAAGAUUCCGAUCUCCCCGCCAUGGGUAUAGGUAUAACAAAAAUCGAUGAGCAAUCACACUCGGCUUUAUUUAUUUCUAGUGUUGAAUCCACCAAGAUCAUGCUUCACGGAUCCGGAUUCAUGUCUACUCAUCCACGGCAAUUAUCAGGAUCCGAUUUUCAUGAAUUGUUAUAG